Messenger RNA from Salvelinus fontinalis (brook trout), 5502 nucleotides. Its product is annotated as cadherin-20-like. NCBI's taxonomy places the organism in Eukaryota, Metazoa, Chordata, Actinopteri, Salmoniformes, Salmonidae. The coding region runs from base 602 to 2806 and encodes 734 amino acids. Gene Ontology annotation, cellular component: catenin complex; plasma membrane; adherens junction. The record is from RefSeq and is a predicted model, not a curated record. Gene Ontology annotation, molecular function: calcium ion binding; cadherin binding. The transcript is spliced from 11 exons. Gene Ontology annotation, biological process: cell morphogenesis; calcium-dependent cell-cell adhesion; multicellular organism development.
CUCUCUCUCUCCUCCCCUCCUCCCUUUCUCUGCUCUUCGCAGAAUUCCUGUCCCCUGCUUCAGGUUGCAGAUUGUUGGAUUACGAUGGAUCAAGAGGGCUGACCCCUGAUUGUGCACAGCAGAAAAUGGUCCUUUAGUCUGAUUGGCUCCUGGGGGGAUGACACUGUGGAGAUGGAACGAGAGAGAGAGAGAGUGGAAAGUAAAAGGGAGAGAGGAAGAAGAGUGCGUAGAGAGCAAGACAGAGAGAGAGAGCGAGAGAGAGAGAGAGAGGGGGAGAGAGAGAAGUAUAAACUUUUCAAAGAAUGACAGCCAGUAUAGUUGAGAGGGAGCAUGGACCCAAGGUGACUCUAUAGGGAACUGACACACUGCAGGCGGUUACUUCCACAACUUUUACAAGGGGAAUUUAGUGAGCUUUGAGAGAAAAGAAGAAGAGACAGAUAAGAGAAGAAGAGCAAAAACUGUCUGAAAAGGACAGAGAAAAAAGAAUUAAGGAAAAAUAGAAGCAGGAAAAGGAGAAAGUAGCCAUUUGAAGACCUUCCCAAGACACAAGAAACAAAGGCCUGUCAUCUGCGGGUCAUCGUAUCAUCGUAGAGUAUACAUCAUGGGAGAUCGACAUCACCACCAUCCUGGGGGUGGUAGGCCUGUCUACACCCUCCUACUCAGCAUAGGUCUGGCCUUGCUGGCCCUGUUGUCUGAGGCCCAGGGUCGUAUGGAUAGAGCCAAGACAGAAGAGGAGAGUGGAGCAGGGCUGCUGAGGAGGGUGAAGAGAGGCUGGGUAUGGAACCAGUUCUUUGUGCUGGAGGAGUACACUGGACUGGAGCCGCUGUACAUAGGAAAGCUCCACUCAGACAUGGACCUAGGGGACGGCUCCAUCAAGUACAUUCUGUCAGGCGACGGUGCGGGCACCACCUUCACCAUUGACGACAGUACAGGCGACAUCCAUGCUAUCAAGAGGCUGGACCGUGAGGUGAAGGCCCAGUACCUUCUGCGAGCCCAGGCCUGGAACAGACAGACAGACCGACCCCUGGAGCCUCAGUCUGAGUUUAUCGUCAAAAUCCAGGAUAUCAAUGAUAAUGAACCUAAGUUCCUGGAAGGGCCCUACCAGGCCACCAUACCUGAGAUGUCAACCAUCGGCACUGAGGUGAUUCGGAUGACAGCCACAGAUGCAGAUGACCCUACGUAUGGCAACAGUGCCAGGGUGGUCUACAGCAUCCUACAGGGACAGCCAUACUUCUCUGUAGAGCCUAAGACUGGCGUGGUGCGUGUGUCUCUGGCGGGCAUGGACCGCGAGGUCAGGGAGAACUACUCCGUCAUCAUCCAGGCCAAGGACAUGGGAGGCCAGCUAGGGGGUCUGGCCGGAACCACAGUGGUCAACAUCACCCUCAGUGACGUCAAUGACAACCCACCCAUGUUUGAUCAGAGUAAGAUCCAGAGACGCCUCUCCUCAUGUGCCGUAUUUGUUUAUUUGAAUUCCCUUCAAUUUAUGCUCAAGACUGUUGACUUCCUUGUCUUCAUUCUUGUUAACCCUCUCCUUCCCUCUUACAUUCCCUCUCCUCCACUUCCUCCACAGUGUAUCUCCUCGCUUGUCCAUCUCCUUCAGAUUCUGCUCGCUCUCUCCUCCCCCAUCUUAAUUUUCUUUGGCCACCAGUAUUCCAUAGAGAGGAACACUGACCUGGGGAAAUACUUCUACAUUGACAUCACUUCCGGGGCAUUGAUGACAGUGCUUCCUUUGGACAGAGAGGAGUUCUCCUGGCAUAACAUCACCGUCCUGGCCAUGGAGAUGAAUAACCCCAGGAUGAUCGGGAGUGUGUCUGUAGCCGUGAAGAUUCUGGACGUGAAUGAUAACCCUCCGUUGCUGACACAGUACUUUGAAGCCUUUGUCUGUGAGAGGGCCAACGCUGGACAGCUGAUUCAGACAGUGACGGCAGUAGACGCAGAUGAUCCUCUGGGAGGUCAUCACUUCUACUACAGCCUGGCCCUAGAGGCAGCUAACAACCCCAACUUCACCCUUAGAGACAACCAAGACAACACAGCAUGGAUCCUGACGCGUCGUGGGGGCUGGUCUCAGCAGGAUCAGUCAGUCUACUACCUUCCUAUCUUCAUCUCAGAUGGAGAGCAGCCGGUCCAGACCAGCACCAGCACCCUGACCAUCCGUGUGUGUAGCUGCGAUGUGGAGGGCAACGUUAUGUCCUGUAAUGCUGAGGCCUACCACCUCCCGGCUAGUCUGAGCAGAGGGGCGCUCAUCGCCAUACUGGCAUGUAUCUUCGUCCUGCUCGUGAUGGUCCUGCUCAUGUUGUCCCUCCAGAGCCACCGUAAGAAGCCCUACCUGCACGAUGAGGAAGACAACGUCCACGAGAACAUUGUCCGCUACGAUGACGAGGGGGGCGGAGAAGAGGACACCGAGGCCUUCGACAUCGCUGCCAUGUGGAACCCCCGCGAGGCCCACCUAGUGGGGAAGCAACGUCAGGACAUGCUGCCUGAGAUUGAGAGCCUGUCGCGUUACGUUCCCUUAGCAUCAGUAGGCGGGCCGGGUAGCGGUUGUGGUGGUGGAGACAGCAACGUCCAGGGGUAUGUGCUAGCCAAGCUCCUGGAGACGGAUCUGAACCCCUGCGCCCCGCCUUACGACUCCCUGCAGACGUACGCCUACGAGGGGGAGGGAUCGGUGGCCGAGUCCCUGAGCUCGCUGCAGUCUGGGUGCUCCAAUACUGAUCAUGAGUAUGACUAUCUCAAUGACUGGGGGCCCAGAUUUAAGAAACUGGCAGAGAUGUACGGGGUUCUAGAGACGAACAACCCUCCCAUGUGGUAGAGGGGAGGAAGGAACGAGAGACUCCCCCCUACAUACACACAGCUUAGAGAAAGAGAAGAAACAGAGACAGAGAGACAAUGACUGAAACGGUGACAAACGGAGAGGCUGAAACAAAGAGAUAUAGAGACACAUGACUAGAGAGAGAAACUGAGAGUUUGAAAGCUGUGCUCGCCAUAUAACUGUAGCACUCGUGAUUGCACAGCUAAGCAUCGCCUGUUCUCCACAGCCUUGGAGCCGUGUAGCUUCCUAGCUAUCAUCACAAUCCCUCCCCAUACAUAGGAAGAGGCUUAGAGGAGCCUGGACUGACUGACAGACAGACAGCUAGCACAACGAGACCCUCAAAGCAAAGAGCUUCAAAGCACAUGUUAGUUAACUCCCGUGGCCGACCCAGGCCCUAGCCACAGGCGCCAGCAGCUCUUUGGUCCAAAGCGUCCGAUUCCCCUCAGAAGAACACAAGAUAGGGGAGCGAAGGGCAAAUGUGGAACUCAGAAUACAUUACCUGCCGAUACACAUGUAUGCAGGAGACAAACAAACUCUGAAACGCUGACUUAUUUUGGCAGUUUGUUUUGACGAUUUAAAAAAUCUUUAGUUUUUUUUUAUUCUAAGCCACUAUGUGACAAUAUUUUUUUAAGGUAAAUGAUUUGAUGAAAAGUUUUAUCCUUAUUGUUGCAGAGAUUUUGAUUUGAGAACUACUAUUUAUUCCCGGUAGCUCCAUUAUGUGGCCGUAUCUUAUUAAUUAAUACUUUUUUUUAAUAUGCUGUCCUUAUAUUUAGUAUAACUUAUUUUUGGGGAACCAAACAAACACUGGACUUGUGUUGGAUGUUAUCCCAAGGUUGUGGGAUCGGCAUAAAAUAUGAUCAAAUAUGUUCAAGCGUUGUCAUGUAACAUAAAUGUUUCAAUGGCGUCUAAUUGCAUUUCUGUUGUGUGUGUUUCUCAGUGUCUGGUUUCAGACAGAGUAAGGGAGAUGUAAACUCAGUAAUCCUGUUUGGAUUUUAAAGUUAAUUUGUUUAAUGUGUCAAUCCAUAUUUGGUUAGUAUGAACACUUUGUUGUUUUGCUGCUGGUUAGGAGCAUGAACAUGCAUUCAACAGGACAUUAUGUGUGUCCCAAAUGGUACCAUAUUUCCUACAUGGGCCCUGGUCAAAAAUGGUGCACUAUUUCUUAUAUUUAACUAGGCAAGUCAGUUAAGAACAAAUUCUCAUUUACAAUGACCGCCCUUGCCAAACCCUCCCCUAACCUGGAUGACGCUAGGCCAAUUGUGUGCCACCCUAUGGGACUCCAGAUCACGAACGGUUGUGAUACAGCCCGGGAUUGAACCCGGGUCUGUAGUGAUACCUUAGACCGCUGCGCCACACGGGAGGCCCACUAUAUAAGAAAUGGGGUUCCAUUUGGGAUGCAGGAACAAUAUUUAAGCUCUUGUUUUGAGAUAUACUGUCCAUGACACCACAGCAGGACUGGGGGACAUUACAGUAACUGAUUUGAUGAUGCUAAAUUACCAUCAACUUCUCAGUCAACAUCACAAACACACCUGGAUGAACACAAACAGGAGAUUUAUGAAAUAACCAUUUCAUCAGGGUAUCAGCCAUGAACAGGGGUGCGAAUGGGGGGGAGGGGUCUGAGACCAUGAUUCAUCUGCCCUUUUGGAGAAACCAAACUGUCCACCGCAUCAUCUAGGCCUACUCCUCCACAUUUUGUGGCUUCAUCUCAACCCUCACAUUCCGAACAGUGGACUUUGAUAAUCUGCUUCUUUAUGUGCCAAAUGUAAAGAAGAAGUAAAAAAAAACACUUCAGAACGCCAAAAAAGAAAAAACGAGUGAAAUUAUAUUUUGAUAAUUUCUGAUUGGGUGGAAUCUACUUGAAAUAUGUGUGGUGUCAGUUACGCUACAGUAUGUGGUAUUUGAAUGUAAAUGUGUUUUGUAUACUUGGUAAUAAAAUACAAAAAUAAAACCUGUUGUCGACAUUCGCAGAGAUCGCUUUCAUGGUAAACACUGCAGAUGCUGGCUGAAGUGAAAAUGACCUUUUAAAUGUUAAGCGCUGUGUACUUGAUUGAUUCCCGGGUUUUGAGUGCUAAAUAAAGCUGUUUUGUUACUUUUGUGCCUUUUAGGUAUUUUGGCAUUCAUUUGGGGAGCUUGCUGAAAGCAAGAGCAACUUUAGAUAUCCGACAUACUUAUUAGACUCCUUCCUCUGCCACCUGUAGACCCAAACUGUAAAAGCUACCAACAUCAAAAUAACUUUAAAGCAUGCAGGCUGACUGACUUCAGGUUGGUUGAAAAAAAAGGUUUUGAUACUACUAAGCCUUUUCAAACUACAACCACUUUUGCAUCAAACCCAAUGCAUUUUAAUGUCUAUAGAAAAAUUCUGGUCACUACUAGUCUUCCACCAUUUAAGAUUUAAAGAUUUUUCCACCGAAGUCGGUUCCUCUCCUUGUUCGGGCGACGUUCGGCGGUCGGCGUCACCGGUCUUCUAGCCAUCGUCGAUCCACUUUUCAUUUUCCAUUUGUUUUCCUACACACCUGGUUUUCAUUUCCCUCAUUAAUUGUUGUGUAUUUAACCCUCUGUUCCCCCCCAUGUCUUUGUGUGGAGUUGUUUGUUGUAAGUGCUUGUGCAAAUGUUGACUGGUAAGCGACGGGUUUUGUACCCACGUUUUGUUUUUCUUUAUGCCGUUGGUUUUGCAAUUAAACUCCUCCGGCUAUUACCUA